AUGAAGUUCUCCGCUGGUCUCACUAUCCUGGCCUCCCUCGUGAGCGCCUCUCCCAUCGAGCUCGCCAAGAGGGCCGACGCGACUCCGCUCACAGCCAACAUUACCAAGAACGGCAACACGGGAGUCAUUAUCACCGUGACGAAUAAUAGCGAGGACGAUAUCAAGAUCUUCACUCCCGGCACCGUUUUGGACACAGCCGCCGUUGAGAAAGUCGCCGUCUUCGAUGGAGACAACAACCGCCUCCCCUUCGAAGGCGUCCGCCUACGCAUGGCACCCCAAAACCUCCUCACCGACGCCUCCUUCAGAACGAUCAAGGCCGGCAAAACAAUCACAUCCGCAGUCGACUUCGCCGAGCUCCACGACCUAGGCAGCGCCGACUCCUUCAAAGUCAUGGUCAACGGCGGCAUCCCCUACGCACAAGCCGGCUCCACCACCAUCGCAGGCAUCUUCAGCAUUGCCAGCAACACGCUCAACAUCAACAACGUCAACGUCACAAAGGCCGCCCUCACCCGCACCUCGUACAAGCAGAUGAUCAAGCGCACAAUUGUCCAGUCAGACUGCAAGGGCACCCAGAACAACACCGUCACCGCCGCCCUCAUCAGCUGCCAGAAGCUCGCGCGCGCCGCGGCCGACUACGUCUCUAAGAACGACAAGCGCUUGAAUGAGUACUUCAAGUCGACGACCGCUGCUAGCAAGAAGAUCAUCGUCGAUACCUUUAACAAGGUUGCUUCCGAGUGCAGCACCCGGAACAAGGGCGUCUCCAAGCAGUACUGCAGCGACGUCUACAAGUCUUGCUCGCCUGGUGUCUUGGCUUACACCGUCCCGGCUUAUAAGUACAUGGUCAACUGCCCCUUGUACUUCACUGCGCUUCCUCUGCUCACCACUGGUUGCCACAACCAGGAUCAGUCGACAACCACUCUGCACGAGAUGACGCACUUGCUCGAAGUCAAGGGAACAUUGGACUAUGGCAUCUACGGCUACACUGCACUGAAGACUCUCACGAGCGCCCAGAACCUCAACCACGCAGACACCUAUGCGGUCUACGCCAAUGCUGUCAACCAGGGCAAGACUUGCUAG
Messenger RNA from Colletotrichum phormii, 1077 nucleotides. Its product is annotated as deuterolysin metalloprotease. Bases 1 to 1077 code for a protein of 358 amino acids. NCBI's taxonomy places the organism in Eukaryota, Fungi, Ascomycota, Sordariomycetes, Glomerellales, Glomerellaceae. Gene Ontology annotation, molecular function: metalloendopeptidase activity. The transcript is spliced from 4 exons. Gene Ontology annotation, biological process: proteolysis. The record is from RefSeq and is a predicted model, not a curated record.